Molecule: messenger RNA, 237 nt
Organism: Parnassius apollo (apollo)
Lineage: Eukaryota; Metazoa; Arthropoda; Insecta; Lepidoptera; Papilionidae
Source: the annotation of a GenBank genome assembly
AUGACGGCUAUUUCUGCUAAAGAGACACUCAAGCGCAACAAGGCUGUAUCACGCAUGAUUCACCUUGCAGAAGCAUUUUGUUUGAUACUUGAAGAUAUUGAUGUAGUUUUAGCACAAUAUAGAAAUAUUGAAGAACACGACUGGGAGAACAAAGACGCCACCACCAAAUUUUGGUGCGAAGUUUUCAAAUACAAGGAUCCUGCUGGAAUCAACUUGUACCAAGAAGGAGGAUGGUAA